GAUAUGAAUGGAAGUGGACGGAGGGAAGGAAGAGAAAGGGGGGCCUUGGUGUUGAGGAGGUUUGAAUGAAAUAGCGGAGCGAUCCUCCUCCUCCUCCUCGGUGAUCAGAGGCCAAGAAUCGAUGCAGGCAGGUAUUCAGCGCGGCCAAUGAAGUGAGCAAAGAGCAACUGUUUGCCUCGAGAGCAUGCAAUCGUGCAGCGCAGGAGCGACGACUCGACCCACCCAAGAAGACGAGGACGACGAGAUGCUAUCAACUGAGACCCGCGGGCGCCCCCUUCUCCUUGUGGCAGAAUUCCCCGGUGUGGCCUCGUCGGUGCACGAUGCGUUUGCGCAACUAUCUGUCGGAAUCCCUUGGCUCACCAAUCGCAGCACACCGCAUCGCCCGCAUCGCAGCCCCACUAUGUGUCCUCACCCGCUCCCUUACUCACUCAUCAUAACCGUGGCGCUUGACGCUCAGUGUGCUGAAAAAGGAAAAAGUAGCAAGAUCUCGUCGGGCUCAGCGCGGUGUGUAUGCGUGUGGCACGCAGCGAUGCGAGACACUCGAGCGCUCGCAGGCUCGCGGGCUGGUACGAGCUUGUGCGCCGCUAUGUGUUACUCGUCGUCCUCUUGUCGCCGCGUUUCCGGCGGCGUGAGGGAGAGGAGGCACCACGCCAGAGAAAUAGAGUCCCGAGUGGGCAGCCCACGAUUACGGAUCUCACAACAACAGCCGGGCGGAUGAGCCAGGCGAGGCGAGCCUGGUUGAGCUGAGCUUUUCAUCGUUCGAAGAAUGCGCCACACGCUUUGUCGAGGCUAGCCCGGCGAGAUCAGCGAUCAAAGAGCCCAGCACACCAAGAGAGGGUCCCAGCGGAGACG
Jaminaea rosea is the source of this 852-nucleotide messenger RNA. RefSeq lists its product as hypothetical. Lineage: Eukaryota; Fungi; Basidiomycota; Exobasidiomycetes; Microstromatales. The record is from RefSeq and is a predicted model, not a curated record. The transcript has a single exon. The coding region runs from base 185 to 718 and encodes 177 amino acids.